AUGUCGAAACCAUGCAGUUUGAUCAUCACGUUAGCGAUAUUUGUGAGUUUUUUGGCAUUUGCCAACGCGCAUUUUGAUUACCAUGACGCCCUCACGAAAUCUAUAGUUUUCUUGGAAGCCCAAAGAUCCGGGAAGCUUCCUCCUAACCAUAGGCCUAAAUGGAGAGGUGAUUCUGCUCUUGAUGAUGGAAAAGAAGUCGGGGUUGAUUUGGUGGGAGGAUAUUAUGAUGCCGGAGAUAAUGUGAAGUAUGGAUUUCCGAUGGCCUUUACCGUCACCACGUUGGCAUGGGCCACUUAUUUUUACAAGGCCGAGUUAACAGCUGCAGGAGAGAUGAAUAAUGUUCUUGCUAGUAUACGAUGGGGUACCGAUUAUUUCCUCAAAGCUAGCACUCAUAAAAAUCGAUUGUAUGUUCAGGUAGGAGAUCCAGUGAAGGAUCAUGAGUGUUGGGUUAGGCCUGAAAACAUGAAAACAUCAAGAAAAGUGUUGGAGAUUAAUCAAAAUCGUCCUGGAACCGAAAUUGCUGCCGAGACUGCUGCUGCUUUGGCUGCUUCUUCUAUUGUUUUUCGCAGUGUUGAUCAUGCAUAUUCCCGCAACCUUCUUAAUGGAGCAAAAAAGCUCUUUGAUUUUGCCAAUCAAUAUAAGGGAACUUUCGACGGUGAAUGCCCUUUCUACUGCUCCUUCUCCGGUUAUCAUGAUGAGUUACUUUGGGGAGCAACAUGGCUAUACAUUGCAACAAAGAAGCCAGUAUAUUUGAAAUUCAUACAAGAAGAGUCCACCACUGCUAUUGUUUCUGAGUUCAGUUGGGACCUAAAAUAUGCUGGUGCCCAAGUUCUGCUCUCUCAGUUAUUUUGGGAAGGACAAAAGGAAUUUCAGACUUUUCAACAACAGGCUGAUGGCUAUUUUUGUUCUGUUCUUCCUGAAAGCCCUUACCAUCAAACUUUCAUGACCCCAGGAGGUCUAAUUCACUUGAGAGAUGGUGCAAAUGCACAAUAUGUGACAUCCACAGCAUUUCUUUUCAGUGUUUAUAGUGAUAUACUGGCUAGGCAUGAUAAGAAAGUUACUUGUGGUGACAAACAAUUCACUUGUGUCCAACUCAUGGACUUUGCUAAAAAACAGAUGGAUUAUUUGCUAGGGAAUAACCCGUUAAAGAGAUCAAUGAUGGUAGGAUUUGGUCAAAAUCCACCCGUUCAAGCACAUCAUAGAGGUGCGUCUGUGCCAGUGAUGGCUCCAAAUGAAGAUGUGAAUUGUGGUAUGAGUUUCGUUUAUUGGUACAACACCGAUAAACCUAAUCCUAAUGAGCUUACGGGUGCAAUCCUUGGCGGUCCUGAUAGAGCAGAUAAAUUUGUAGACUCACGGGUUAAUUCAUCAUUUACCGAGCCAUGUACCUAUGUUAAUUCGCUCGCUGUUGGGGUUCUUGCAAAGCUGGCUAAACAUAAUGCUAAAGUAAUUUAAUUUUGA
This is a messenger RNA of Erigeron canadensis, 1458 nucleotides long. Its product is annotated as endoglucanase 16-like. The coding region runs from base 1 to 1452 and encodes 483 amino acids. Gene Ontology annotation, biological process: carbohydrate metabolic process. Gene Ontology annotation, molecular function: hydrolase activity, hydrolyzing O-glycosyl compounds. The record is from RefSeq and is a predicted model, not a curated record. Lineage: Eukaryota; Viridiplantae; Streptophyta; Magnoliopsida; Asterales; Asteraceae. The transcript is spliced from 8 exons.